UGGCCUCUCGCUGGCCCUGGCCUCAGGUGACAACGAUGCUGGAGUUGGGGCCGGAGGAAAGAUGGGGCUCGGAGGUGCUUGGGCACUCCCCAUCCCAGGGCGGUCUGUGUCUGUCCGGCCUGGUGGGACCUGUGAGGCAAGUGAGAGGCUCUUGUCCCCGUCGCUGCUUCGCUGUCCUCACACACUGUGUUUUAAGUCCGCGAGGGAGAUGGAGCCUGUGCUGGGGCAGCGCCAGUCCCACGGCAGUGGCAAGGGCACUGCCCCUCAUGCCUGUCCCCACUCAGUGGGGAUGGUGAUGCAGCAGGUCAACUUCCAGCAGCGGCUUGAGCCUUCACAGCAAGAAGGCGGGGAGUACCUGCAGAUGUUCAACACGGAUGAGAUGUUCCACGUGGACCUGGUGAAGGAGGAGACCAUCUGGCGCCUGCCUGAGUUCGGGGAGUUCACCAGCUUUGAUGCCCAGGGAGCUCUGCAGAACAAAGCCAUCCUGAAGCACAACCUGGAGAUCUGGAUGAAGAGAUUCAACUACUCGCAGACCCACUUUGAGCCACCUGAGGUGACGGUGUUCACCAAACGUCGCGUGGAGCUGGGGGAGCCCAAC
Messenger RNA from Struthio camelus australis, 598 nucleotides. NCBI's taxonomy places the organism in Eukaryota, Metazoa, Chordata, Aves, Struthioniformes, Struthionidae. The record is from RefSeq and is a predicted model, not a curated record.